AUGGCCGUGACAGAGUCUGAGGUGGCUAUGGCAGAAGCCGUGGGUGGUGGGCGAGAUAUCGCACGGACACCUUGUCCGCAGCACGUGCGCGACGUGGUGUUGGAUCAUGCUGUGCUUCUUUGCCUGGGACUGGGCCGCUUACGCAGAGAGGCGCCGCAGUGGCGCCAGCGGCUGGCUCCUCUUCUUGAAACAGUACUGCCAGGUGGCAGCGUGGACGGGCCAAAGGCUCUGCUCACCUCCCUGAGGACUGUGGCAGAACAGGUGGCUGCCUCCCCAGCGGAGGCUGCUCAAGAUAUCGCCUCGGAAUCGGAGGAGGAGCAAUUUCCGCUGCUCUGCGAUUGCACCUUCACCCUCGCUUGUGGCGCAGCAACAUUGCUGACAGAGGCGAGGCUGCAGCUGAGGCGUGGCCACGUCUAUGGAAUCGUGGGGGGGAAUGACAGUGGGAAAAGCACUCUCCUUCGCGCCAUCCACGAGCGACGUGUCUCCGGCUUCCCACCUGCAUCUGAGCUCCGCACUUCCUUGGUCGAGCAUGGC
Symbiodinium necroappetens is the source of this 534-nucleotide messenger RNA. The record is from the annotation of a GenBank genome assembly. Lineage: Eukaryota; Dinophyceae; Suessiales; Symbiodiniaceae.